GUCAACAAUAUUUGUGAUGAUCAUGACGCCGUCUGGCUCAUCACCAUCUUCAAUGUACAGUGGCGGUGGGAUGAACAUGAACGCCAUGCACGAUAGCUUCUUCUGGAGUAAGAACGUGACCAUUCUGUUCAAUGGAUGGCCAAACAACAACCUCGGAAUGUACGUACUAGCCUUGGUCUUUGUGUUCUUUCUAGCAUUCUCCAUUGAGAUCUUGUCGGUUACUGCGGCGGUCAACCGGGCUACGACGCCGGCGCUUGGUGCUUUGGCUCAGACCGGCGUUUAUGCCCUUCGCAUCGCGCUGGCUUACCUGCUUAUGCUCUCAAUCAUGUCGUUUAACCUCGGAGUGUUUAUAGUUGCGGUGGCCGGCCAUGCUUUCGGCUAUUUUGCUGUCAAGUUCCGUGCGCUCCGCCACAGUGCCGCCGACACCAUUCCUAAAGUCUGACGUAUGUACGUUUGCGCAAACUUAAUUCCACAACUCAAGUAUCUAUCUGCAUGUGCUUUAUUCCUCUGAUUGAUCUGCAUAUAUAUAUGUUUUUACUUUAAUGUAGUAAUGAUCCCAGUCCGAGCUAGGUGUUGUAAUAAAGUUUAUUUUGUGAUUAAAGGCAAUAUA
Molecule: messenger RNA, 610 nt
Organism: Ipomoea nil (Japanese morning glory)
Lineage: Eukaryota; Viridiplantae; Streptophyta; Magnoliopsida; Solanales; Convolvulaceae
Product: copper transporter 1-like
Exons: 2
Coding region: 17-442 (141 amino acids)
Biological process (GO): intracellular copper ion homeostasis; copper ion transmembrane transport
Cellular component (GO): plasma membrane
Molecular function (GO): copper ion transmembrane transporter activity
Source: RefSeq, a predicted model, not a curated record